AUCGUGGACAGCCGACAGGCGAACGAACUUCAUGGCGAGGGCACCAGCACCGGCCAGCUGGGGGCAUUUACCAACAGAUAAUGAAAAUGGAGAUUAUUGUAGUUAUGUCUAAACACAGCGCUUUAAACACGCAUAGUGCUACGUGUUACCGUUCUACAAAUCAGACGCUGCAGACGGCGGGUACCUCAGCAGCGAGAUGCCGUGGACAUCACGCCUGCCAGGGUGGCCGUGACUGGGAAAUUGCUCCAGAGGCGAUUUUUAAAGCAGGAGGAGAACGGCGCGGGUUGUGAGGUCUGCAGUAAGCCUUACUGACCGGGACCUUUCACGAGGCCAAAGUCCACAGGGACUUGGAGCAUCCCGAGAUACUGAGAGAGGCGGGGGAAACCAAGACCCAAGCUCUGAGAUCGCAGCAGCAGUUCCACUGGAAGAGGGGCUUUGGAUGCAGGACCUGAUGCUGUGAAAGCUACCGGGUGUGCUUUCAGUGCUUACAGCCCGACAGCAGCCUCAGGGAAGAACUUAUCCACACCUGAGAAGGAAUAUAUCUCAGGAAAGGCUGCGCGGUUCAGCUGCAAAGGAUAAGGGGGAAGGUUCUCUUUAACGUGAUUCCUUACAAGUAGUAUUUCCUCAUCAUGGAUGAGCUAUCACCUGAAGAAAUUCAGCUGAGGGCCAACCAGGUCACUGAUGAGUCUUUGGAAAGCACAAGGAGGAUUCUUGGCUUGGCCAUUGAGUCCCAGGAUGUUGGCAUCAAAACUAUUACCAUGCUGGAUGAGCAAGGAGAACAACUAAAUCGUAUAGAAGAAGGCAUGGACCAGAUAAACAAGGACAUGAGAGAAGCUGAGAAGACACUGACAGAGCUCAACAAAUGCUGUGGGCUCUGUGUCUGUCCUUGCAACAGGACAAAGAACUUUGAGGCCAGCAAAGCAUACAGAGCAACCUGGGGAGAUGGAACAGAGAACUCAGCAGACCAUGUGAUAUCCAUGCAGCCAAGAAGUAUAAAUCAGCGGCAGCCUCAGACUUCUGGAGGACCAAGUGGUGGAUAUAUUACAAGGAUAACCAAUGAUGCCAGAGAAGAUGAAAUGGAUGAAAAUCUUGCUCAAGUUGGAAACAUUCUUGGGAAUUUGAAAAACAUGGCUUUGGAUAUGGGCAAUGAGAUUGAUGCCCAGAAUAAGCAAAUAGACCGGAUAAAUGUAAAGGCCGAUACAAACAGGGAACGCAUUGAGCAAGCAAACAUCAGAGCCAAGAAACUAAUUGAAAAUUAAAGCCUGUUGUCAUUGUUCAAUGACAGUCUCUCCAGCUGCAAGCCACCAUAUUCAUGGAUCUGUGAAACUUCUAUUCUGAAAUAAGAGAGGCUGGGACAAAUGAAGCAGUACCCCUUCUGUAGGGAUUAGUUAUCUUUUAUUGCUUCAUGUAAACAUGGUCUUGACUCCAAGAAAGCAGCCAACUUCCUUCUACUCAUCUGCCUUCACUUUCUUUAAACUGCUCAGGGCUAAAAGUGUUAGGGCUUUGAGAAUCUUCUUGCAUGUUUGAUUUCUCUUCCCAGUUUCUUUUUUUUUUUUCCCUGCACUAGAAAUUCAGUCCUUUAUUUAAGUUGAACAAGCAGGGUAACCUGAAUUCACAGCUGUGGAAAGUUGGAGAGGGCACUUUGCACUGUUUGAAAUACCUCAUAAGUUGAGUGUCUUCACUAAAAUAGGGACUAGGUGAAUGUUGUCUGAUUUGUAUCUCUAGCAUCUAACCAUAGUUUUACAACCCAAACCACAUGAUUGGUUUGGAGUUGAAUUUGUGGAUCACAGAAUUGAAGAGGCCCAUUACUUACAACUUGUGGGUUGAGGGCUUUAAAACACUUCCUAACCACAUGAACUUUAAGGUAAUGGUAGCCAGAGGGAUAUACAGGUUUCCAUUUCUUUACUGUAAAUUGACAUCAGUUUGGAGGCCAUGACUAAUCAUGCUGCACUGUUCUGAUAAUAUUGUUGUGUGUAUAUACAUAUCUGAUCUAAGCCCCAUGCACACAAGUAGAAGAAAAUAAAACUAUCUCCCUAAGGUAUUUAUUUGAUGGAAAAUUUUACACCUCUCAUCUAAAAGCUAACUUUGAAGUGUUUGAAUGAGGCAUCUGAACUGGAAGAAACGGAGUAGAAAAGCAUGCAGCUUGCUUGCAUUCCCAUAUCUUACUCUCUUUUGGCCACUUUUCACUGGAGUUCAGUUUAUGCCUUUCUCCAGUGCAAAUUAAUGAUUGAGAUCUGGUGCAGAGUUUGCUCUCAGCAGUGACUUUGGGGGUGCUUCUAAACCCUACCAAAACCAGAGAAGCUUAUUGUGAAACUUCUUUGUCACAAGCCUGGAUGAAGCAAUAGCUAUUUAUGAACUGUAUGCUAGUUCUAAAUAAACUAGUUCUAAAUAGAUUCCUGACUGGUUUAUUAUUGAAGACAUUGGGACUGGCAGUUGGAAAUAUUAUAUGUCCAAGUUGCUUGCAAAUAAAAUGUUCUUACAGGUGAGGUAAACCACUCUCCUGUGAAGAAAAAUAGUCUGGUUUUACUGUAAUAUAAAAAGAUUUUCUUGAAAUCUUAAUAAUAAUUAAAUUCUAAGUGACUUAGGUUAUUUUAACUCCACCCAGCAGUAUAUUAUGCCUGUUUUAAAGUUGAAAAUGAUGUUUUGGACUAACCUGUGAUACUCAGUGUUGGAUGGCAAAAAUCUUCAAACCAAAUUGAUCGGACAAAUAAUUAAAACUUAAUAGCAUUAUGGGGUGCUUUUUUGAAGGACAGUCCACAAAUGCCCUGUGGCUACUAAUAUUGAAUCCCAGAGUCAGAGAUGACACUAAUCCACCAAAAUGCAGGACAGUGUUUAAGUGUUCCAUUUUCUUUUUAAAUAGUAGAAAUAACAGUCAGUGUUACCAGUAUAUUUUCAGUUGGGUCCCAGUACAACUUGAUAAAGAAAAAAGAACCAAAACCAACAACCACACGCACAAAACCCACAACCCCCCACCAAACAAAAACCCAACGAAACAAAAAAACCCUAAACAACUGACCAAAGGAUGGGGCAGCUGCAUGCAAAAAUAGGCCAGUGGUCGUUUGCCUUAUGUGAAUAAGGUGAAGUCAUUUUUAGAGGAAUAGAUACUUGAGUAGUGUGGGUUGGCUCCUCUCUAGCUUCCAGUAAUUGUUGGAAUGCUACUGAAUUUCAAAAUCUCACUAGCUACCCACUCAGUAAAUUAAGAUAAUGUGCUUAAAAAUGCAAGUAGCAAAGAAGUACUUUUAAGAACAUUACAUAAUAAACUUCGAACAGCCACCUGCAUAGAGACUUUGUAUGUCUUUUUUUCCUUCUUAAAAACUUCAGAUUAACUUAAUGAAUAUUUGCUGCUAGUUGUGAAAACAAAAGUAUAUGUUAUUUAAUUAUGAUUGUCUCCUGCAACAGAAGACUGAAGUGGUUACCUUAUUCUGCUUACACAGUGCAAGCCUGCUCUUUAGCAUUUGGACAUUCCAAACAUCAGAAUGUUUUUCUCCCUUGCCAUUGUUCUUGUCCUUGACUAGCCUAAUCUCUACCAAUAAAUGAGCAUGCUGGCUGAUAAAAUGCUGUGAUUGGUAUAUCAAAACUGUAAUAUUGUAGUGAAUACCACACAAAAUAAUUUCUGAGACUCUUGAGUAUUAUCUGAGUAUCAAUGCUAUUUUCUGAUGCAGCAAGAGCCAAAUCUGUGAGGGAGUUGGUGCCUUUAUAUUAGUCAAAAACAGUUUGCUUCUUGGAUGUCUUACUGUUGUCUAUAGAGUAGAUGCUUAAUUUACAUAUCUAUGGUAUGAAAUCAACACUUGCACGUCUUUGUAUGUCUAAAUGCUAUUAAGAAUGAAGGUUUACAGUUUCUGCUUUUGAUUGUUACACUAUAUAUUGUGCACAAAAAAUACAUACUUUUAUAACUGAA
Messenger RNA from Zonotrichia albicollis (white-throated sparrow), 3898 nucleotides. It is a transcript of the gene SNAP23, whose product is annotated as synaptosome associated protein 23. Gene Ontology annotation, biological process: synaptic vesicle priming; synaptic vesicle fusion to presynaptic active zone membrane; exocytosis. The record is from RefSeq and is a predicted model, not a curated record. Gene Ontology annotation, molecular function: SNAP receptor activity; syntaxin binding. Gene Ontology annotation, cellular component: SNARE complex; plasma membrane. NCBI's taxonomy places the organism in Eukaryota, Metazoa, Chordata, Aves, Passeriformes, Passerellidae.